Molecule: messenger RNA, 342 nt
Organism: Rodentolepis nana
Lineage: Eukaryota; Metazoa; Platyhelminthes; Cestoda; Cyclophyllidea; Hymenolepididae
Source: the annotation of a GenBank genome assembly
AUGUGCUCAAACCUUGAGAGAUUGCGUGUCACUAGCUUGCCGCACAUUGGAGUGGCAUUAGCCGUCAUCCAUGUUCACUUGAUAGCCACAGCUCCUGCUGCUACCUCUGCUGCUGCUGCUGCUGCUGGUGGUGGUGGUGGUGGUGGUGGGUGUGUGUGGCGAUAUGUUUCCUUAUUCGCUCUCGUGCCAUACCCUCUUCCCCUGCUCCCCUCUGCUCUCCCCUGUCCUCCCUCCCUCCCCCCUGCCACACCACGCCAAGCCACUCCUCCUCUUCCUCCACCUCCUCCCUUCCCCUCUCCUGUGUAUCAGCCUCAACACAAACACGCACACGCAUUGACUUAA